Messenger RNA from Phytophthora nicotianae INRA-310, 1971 nucleotides. RefSeq lists its product as hypothetical. The record is from RefSeq and is a predicted model, not a curated record. Gene Ontology annotation, biological process: protein import into nucleus; ribosomal large subunit biogenesis. The transcript has 2 exons. NCBI's taxonomy places the organism in Eukaryota, Oomycota, Peronosporomycetes, Peronosporales, Peronosporaceae. Bases 1 to 1971 code for a protein of 656 amino acids.
AUGGGCAAGGCCAAGAAGCUCCGUUCCAUUAGCCACAAGAAGCGCGCGCCUCCAACAGGUGGUCCGUCUACGGCGGAGCUCGAAGAAUUGCAGGCUAUGGACUUGAGCACUAUGGCGGCGGAUGAGGCGCAGCUGUUCAAGGGUCUCGUGGACUUGCAGGGCGCGGUGCGUGAGGCCACGUGCGUGGCAAUCGCCACCAUGUUCGGUGACGUCGAGAGCGAUGAGGCCGAAGCUACGAGUCGCCGCAAGCUGCAGCGUAUGGUGGACGCCGGUCUUCUCAAGAAGCUCAUUCCGCGCGUCGUGGACCCGCUCCCCAUGGUCCGUCAACACGCGCUUGGGGCACUACGCAACAUGAGCGUGACCGGCGGUCUGGAGCUGUGCGAGCUCAUGACCACACAGAACGUCGUCACGCCGCUGGUUAAGGUCAUUACAGAAAACGCCACAGACGCCGCACUGAAUGGCAGCGGAGACCUGCGCGCCGUGCAGCUACUGGAACAGGCUGUGGCGCUGCUUGGCAACCUGUGCGAGAGCUGCCAAGCCGCCAUUAACGAGCUGACACAGGGCGAUCUGCUUCCGCCCAUCUUCAAGAUCGCGGCACAGGCUCGCACCCACACUGCGCUGCAUCUUGAGACGCUCAAGCUGUUGUUGCUCAUCACAGAGGGCAAUGCGCAGCUGAACGAGAUCAUUGGAGCGAAUACCGCCUACCAGCAGACCAUCGGUGCAUUAAUCCAAGCACCUGCAGAUCAACUGUCGCUACAGGUGCGACUGGAGGCGGUGGGUGUCGCCAUGAACUUGCAGGCGAUCAUGCAGGUGGAGGACAAUGUGGCUCGUAUGAUGCCCGUGUUGGAGGCGGCGCUCGCGUACGAUGCCGUGAACGUUGUGCAGAUGGCGCAACAGGCAUCAGAGAACUUUGAACUCUCGAAGAAAUCCCUACUGGAGGACGAGAAUGUGGAUGACGACACUCUGACUACUGAGGAAGAGCAAAAUAUCACUGCCGCGCAGCUGAAAGCUCGUACGUGGCGUGACAGUGUGCACACUCUGACAUUGGCACUGGAGCUGGUCGCUCAGUUGGCUGCGUCAGGAGAUGAGAACGACGACGAAGAGGAGUGGGCUAGUGACGACGAGGACGCUAUGGAGGAGUACGCGGCGUCCAACAUGGAUGCCGGAGCAAUUGGUGCUGCUGGCAGCCCCGUGUCGAAGUCACUGGAAACCAGUCGCGUGUUCCCGCUAUGUGUGACCAUCUUGCAAGGACUCGUGUCGAUCCCGCAACUUUCAACAAAGUCUAUCGCUAAGGACUUCGAAAAGAUGCGUAUCCGUGCCUGCAACGCCGUUAACAACCUCUUGUUGAGCGUAUCAUGGGAGGUACUCGGCGAGGAAGUGAUGCCCCAGAUCUUCCGCAACCUCUGUGCACUAUACGGGAACCUUAAUCGCGAGGUUGAGGCUGCUUCAGCCACUCCCACCGAUUUCACUCUUGAAAGCAGUGCAACAAAUGACCUGGAAGUCGCUGUGACUGCAGCUAUGCUGUCGGCAUUGCGUCGUAGCACCUCAGAGAACCGCCAGCUGGCUGUUGCUGCGGAGGACGCCCAGUUCAUCCUGAACUGCGCGGCCCAGGGUCGCUCCGCUGAGUCUCGACUGAAUGCUAUUGGUAUGAUCGGCUGUGUGGGCAAGCGCUGCUCCAGUCCGGCUGAAAAGGAGGCUGUGGGCCGCGCUCUGGUAUCUCGACUGGAUGACUCGAGCCUCGAAGUCGUGGCCGAGACGCUUAACGCCAUCUUUGACGUGUACGACGACGAGGAAUUCGACGACACUUUCUGCGCACUCAACUUCUUGAGCGCACUAGAACGCACGUCUAGUGCGUUGAAAUCUAAACUGAAGGCAGAGCAGAAGCAGUUAGACCGUGCUCUCGUGGCCCAUGUCAAAGAGACGCGCCUGAACCUGCUCCGCUUCAUCAAGUACAAGAAGAAGCACCUGUAA